Messenger RNA from Diachasma alloeum, 3185 nucleotides. RefSeq names its product DNA mismatch repair protein Msh2 (gene spel1). Gene Ontology annotation, cellular component: nucleus; MutSalpha complex. NCBI's taxonomy places the organism in Eukaryota, Metazoa, Arthropoda, Insecta, Hymenoptera, Braconidae. The record is from RefSeq and is a predicted model, not a curated record. The transcript is spliced from 8 exons. Gene Ontology annotation, biological process: mitotic recombination; mismatch repair. The coding region runs from base 144 to 2918 and encodes 924 amino acids. Gene Ontology annotation, molecular function: ATP-dependent DNA damage sensor activity; mismatched DNA binding; ATP binding.
UCCAUAGUGGUCCACAGCCGGUUUGUUCCUUAGCGUGCGGUGAUUUGCGUUGAUCAACGUUUCGAGCUCCUUAAAAAAAUUCUUGUAAAUUCAUUAAUUUCAUUUGUUAUUUUGUGGUUUUGUUCUUGAUUAAAUUCUAAAAGAUGACGGAGGUCACUGAACCGAAGGGAACAAAGUUCGGCAUGGAUGCCCAGGCCCAGCAGAUCUUCAUGCGAAUAUUCAAGGCUCUCCCUGCGAAACCCAACACUACAAUUCGCCUGUUCAAUCGAGUCGAGUAUUACUCUGCGCACGGAGAAGAUGCGAUAUUCGUGGCUAAUGAGGUAUUCAAGACAACAUCAGCUUGCAAAUCCAUGGGAGUCGCGCCUAACGAAAUCGAUGGUGUCAUUCUCAACAAAGCCCGAUUCGAGUCCCUUGUUAAAGAACUAUUGUUGGUCAAACAGUAUCGUGUUGAGGUAUACAUCAAUAAAGGAACGAGUAAGAACCAAGAUUGGACGGUGGAGUACAAGGGUUCGCCAGGAAACUUGACACAAUUCGAGGAGAUCCUAUUUGGUAACACUGAUAUCGCUGUUCGAGCCUCGAUUAUGGCUGUUAAGUUAGGAACAGAGGGAAAAUCAAAGGUGGUGGGUGUCAGCGUGAUGGACACAGUAACAACAACAAUUUUCAUCAGUGAAUUCGCAGACGACGAUUCAUUCUCAGACCUCGAGGCCCUGGUUGUAACAAACGCCCCAAAAGAGUGUCUCGUGAUCGAAGGUGGAGGCAACAAGGAUUUCCAAUCUGUCAAAAGACUGAUGGAACGCAACGAUGUCCUCGUCACAUCUCGCAAGAAGGGUGACUUCUCUACAGACUCCUUGAUCCAAGAUCUAAACUCUCUACUGAAAUUCAAGAAAGGUCAGCAGGAGAAUGCCCAAGCACUUCCAGAGACGAGUCUGGAGCAGGCGAUGUCGGCAACAGCUGCUCUCAUUAAAUACCUAGACUUGACGUCUGAUGCAUCUAGUAUUGGACAGUUCUCGGUGAAGCAGUUGGAGCGCUCUCGUUACUUGAAGCUGGAUGCAGCAGUGAUAAAAGCACUGAACAUCGAUCCACCCCCUGGAUCAUCAACAAUAGUUGGAGGUGCUGUCACGAGUGUUCUAGGACUGCUGGACAAAUGCAGAACACCUCAGGGGCAUCGAUUGAUCGCCCAGUGGGUGAGACAGCCACUCAAGGACUUGGCACUGAUUAAGGAGAGACACGACAUUGUUGAGCAACUCGUUAAAGAUAGUGAUCUGAGGUCAGCGUUGAGUGAGGAUCACCUCAGGAGAAUUCCAGAUCUCGAACAGUUGUCGAAGAAGCUCACGAGAAAGAAUGCGGGACUACAGGAUUGCUACAAAGUUUACAUGUGCAUGUUAAAUUUGCCUGUUCUGAUAGCUAGAUUAACAGAGGCUGAUGGCUGCUCUGCUAUGAAGGCUAUGAUCAUUGAACCACUUAGGGAAGCAACCAAUGAUAUGGACAAGUUUCAGCAGAUGGUGGAGCAGACGAUCGAUCUUGAGGCUACUGACACUGGGGAUUUCUUGGUGAAAUCUGAUUUCGAUGAGGAAUUAAAAGAACUAAGGCAAACAAUGGAGAAAUUAAAAAGCAAGAUAGAAAAUCUUCUGAACAAAGUGGCAGACGAUCUCAAUAUGGACGCUGGAAAGAAUAUUAAGCUCGAAUCAACUCAGCAGCAGGGAUUCUACUUCAGGAUAUCGCUUAAAGAUGAGCCGAUUCUUCGAAACAACAAGACUUACGAGGUUUUCGAGUCAAUAAAAGCAGGUGUCAAGUUCAGAAAUGAUAAAUUAACUGAACUCAAUGAUGACUACAUAGCAACUCGCGAGAGAUACGAGAAGCAACAGCAGAGUGUAGUCACAGAAAUAAUGACAAUUACAGCUGGCUACAGCAAUCCAAUCAAGGUGAUUGCAUCAACCAUUGCCAUCCUGGACGUGCUAACUUCGUUCGCAGUGACGGCUAUUCAAGCACAAACUACCUUCGUUCGUCCUGAGAUGCUUGACAGUGAGACUGGAGUGAUAAAUAUCGAACAGGCGAGACAUCCGUGCCUCGAGGCUCAACCGGACGUUCACUUUAUUGCUAAUGACGCCAAGUUCAAACGAGACGAGAGCCAAUUCUUCAUUAUCACUGGCCCCAACAUGGGUGGAAAGAGUACCUACAUGAAGUCCAUUGGUGUUUGUGUUUUCAUGGCGCACAUCGGCAGCUUCGUUCCCUGUGAUAAAGCCAGCAUCUCGGUCAUUGAUUGUCUACUGGCUAGAGUUGGUGCUGAUGAUUCACAGGCUAAGGGGGUCUCCACUUUCAUGAUGGAAAUGGUCGAAACUGCUACGAUUCUUCGAACUGCAACCUGUAAUUCUCUCAUAAUCAUCGAUGAACUUGGCCGUGGCACCUCCACCUACGACGGUCGUGGAGUUGCCUGGUCAAUUGCCGAGUACAUAGCCAAGAAAAUAAAAGCGUAUUGUCUCUUCGCCACCCAUUUCCACGAAAUAACACGACUCGCCGAGGAAGUCCCAACAGUCAAAAAUUACCACGUCACAGCUCUAGUCGAGAAGGACAAUGUCACAUUCCUAUACUCGGUCAAACCCGGAAUUUGCGAUCAGAGUUUCGGUAUUCACGUAGCUAAAAUGGUAGAGUUCCCAGAGGAGAUCAUCGAAUUCGCUAGAGCAAAACAGAUAGAGCUGGAGGACGGAGAGAAUAUCGAGUUUGAGGGGUACAAUUCAGCUGACGAGAAGAGAAAAAUAAAAGCAGAGGGAGAAAAAUUGAUCGCUGGUUUCAUUGCGAAAUGUAAGACUCUGGAUGAGUCUCUUCCUGAGGAUGAUCUGAAGAAACAGAUCGAGACGUACAAGAGUGAAGUACUGGAGAAGAAAAAUCCCUACAUCGCUGCACUUCUCACUAGUGCAUAAAUGAUCGUUCCAUGCAGUAUCAAAAGGGUGAAAUUUGAUAAGUCGACGUUGCACAUCAGAGAAAAAGAUUGAAGCAUAUUUUUUCGCCAUUUUCUUCACCUUAAAAACUAUUUCUUGACUUUUCACUCAAGAAUGAUUAAUUUUCAAGAUUAAGGCCCGGGUGUACCAUCUUUCGAAAUCCAAAAUUGUCAGUUGAGUGGUACAUCAUGUAGAAAUUCCCAAAAAUUAUGAUAGAAUGAUUAAAAAAAAAAUACAAAAAAUUCUGAA